This is a messenger RNA of Plasmopara halstedii, 1440 nucleotides long. RefSeq lists its product as hypothetical. The transcript has 3 exons. Lineage: Eukaryota; Oomycota; Peronosporomycetes; Peronosporales; Peronosporaceae. The coding region runs from base 1 to 1440 and encodes 479 amino acids. Gene Ontology annotation, molecular function: ATP binding; ATP hydrolysis activity. The record is from RefSeq and is a predicted model, not a curated record. Gene Ontology annotation, cellular component: cytoplasm; mitochondrion.
AUGCACCAUCGAACUGUUCAGCGUCUUCUAUUGCUUCGUCAAAAGAAUUCAUGGUAUGCUACGCGGUAUACGUCGACAUUAGGCGUAUCUAUUCCAUCUAGUCAACACACACUUUAUCAGAUUUAUAAGCAACUUGUUGCUACUGGUACCGUGACGUACGACCCUUUUCAAGUGCAUGCUGUGCACCAAUUCGACGCAUUAUAUGACCAAGUUGUAAGUUACAAUGGUCCAAAAUUGAAUGCAAUUGAAACAACUUCAUCUUCGUGGUGGCAGAAACUAAUACGUAAAGAAGACAAGACGGUACACGAGCGAGGACAUGUACCAAAAGGUUUAUACGUUUAUGGUGGUGUAGGAUGUGGAAAGACAUUUGUAAUGGACAUGUUUUUUAACAGUGUACCAAUUGAAAAGAAGUUACGUGUUCAUUUUCAUGCAUUUAUGCUUGAUAUUCAUAAACGUAUGCACGAAUUGCGUCAAGAAGGUUUUCAUGAAGAUCCAAUUCCACAUAUUGCAGACAAUUUGUUGAAAACAAGUUGGUUAUUAUGCUUUGAUGAGUUUCAAGUUACAGACGUAGCAGAUGCUUUAAUCUUAAGAAGAUUAUUCUCUGCACUUCUUGCAAGGGGAUUUGUUAUGGUUGCGACGUCGAAUCGACCACCGUGUGAGUUGUACAAGAAUGGACUACAACGAGAAUUGUUUGUACCAUUUAUUCAUUUACUUCAAGAGCGCUGCAAUGUUGUGUCACUCGAAGAUUCGACGACAGACUACCGCGUAUUAAAGAGUGCUAAUCAUGUGGAAAAUGUCUACGAAUAUCCAAUUACUUUGAAAACACGUGCUGUAGUUAACAGUGAGUUUAUAACAUUUUGUCGUGGUGAAAAGAUUGUGACGACCUGUGUUACAACAUUGGGACGUCAAGUACAGAUUCCAGAGGCGGCUGUAGCUGCAGCUGUAUGUCGUUUUUCAUUUCAAGACUUGUGCGAUAAACCACUUGGUGCCGCAGAUUAUUUGGCAAUCGCAGACGUGUUUUCAAUUGUGUUUGUUACUGAGAUUCCAAUCCUCAAUGCUGAAAACCUGAACCAAGUGCGACGAUUUAUCACGUUUGUCGACUGCAUGUACGAUCGUGGUGUUCGACUGCAUUGUUUGGCUAUGGAAAGUCCUGAGCGACUUUAUCAAGUGGAUCGAAAGAUGAAAGCCCAUGUCGAUGAGGUCUUUGCAUUUGAUCGUACAGUUUCUCGCCUGCUUGAGAUGGGAAGUGAAGCAUAUUUACUCGCACAUGGAGGAAAACAAGAAGAAUUUCGAAAUUUGUCUCGUGCUCACUUACUUAUGGCGAAUAGUAACAUUGAAAGUGCUAGUGGAUUACCACAAAGUAAAGAAGAGGAUCAAGCGGAUGAAGAGCCAUGGGGCUGCAAGCAGUGGAAAUUAGAUCUGGAAUCUGAUCAUUUUUGA